UUUCAUGAUGAAUUAGAUUUAAAUAAGAAUUUUCUUGAAAAGAAAAGAAAAUAUAUUUAGGCUUAUAAUUUAGUAUGCCUUUUAAGAAAAUUAAACAUUUAUAACUAUAUAUAUGUGGUGAAAUUGCAAGGAAAUUAAGAACCAGUCAAUUAAAGUUCAGUAAAAAAAAAAAAAAAUCAAGUCAAGCAAAAAUUCUAUGCCCACUUACUCAUUGAGUGGUAGAAGAAAAAAGUUUCAAAAAUGUAGAAAUCUUUGCAAAAGCAUGAAGAACGAAAACAUAAACAAUAGUAAGCAAUAACGUGUUACAUGUUCCAAGGGCCUAGCAAGAUCGUCCAGGAAACCUCUAUAAAUAAGCCUAACAAUAUCUCCCAGCUACAAGCAACCAACUCGCUAUACAUAUCCUCAAGCUCAAAGCAAAUGGCCACAGUUAAGGCUCCAAGGUCUAUUAUGGUGACCCUCUUCAUUAUUUCUUUGGUUUUGUUUCCUUGUGUUGCAGAUCAUACUAAAGAUCCAGGUGUUGGUGGGCGUAAAGCUGUCGUUACUGCAGGAGGAUUAGUUAAAUGUCCUCAUUGCGCUUGUUGCAAACCUCCUCCAACUCCAAACUCCUGCUGCAAGUGCUGCGAUUCUCCUGCUGAGAACACUGCCAAUUCUAACAAUGGCUUUCCAUGAGACCACAUGGCUAGGCUAUUUUGGAGGUUUUGAGACAUACGCGACAAAUUGAAUAAGAAAAGAGGACUGUAGUACUUUUUUUGUUCUCCUAUAUAGGCUAAUAAACUUGAAUAAAUGAAGUGUCUCGAGAGAAAGUUUCAAAUUUGUAAUAUCAAUAAGUUUCCCCUUCUCGUA
Hevea brasiliensis (rubber tree) is the source of this 843-nucleotide messenger RNA. RefSeq lists its product as uncharacterized. The record is from RefSeq and is a predicted model, not a curated record. The transcript is spliced from 2 exons. Lineage: Eukaryota; Viridiplantae; Streptophyta; Magnoliopsida; Malpighiales; Euphorbiaceae. Bases 307 to 669 code for a protein of 120 amino acids.